Messenger RNA from Camelina sativa (false flax), 4299 nucleotides. The record is from RefSeq and is a predicted model, not a curated record. NCBI's taxonomy places the organism in Eukaryota, Viridiplantae, Streptophyta, Magnoliopsida, Brassicales, Brassicaceae.
CAAUAGAGCCAUUUCCCGAUCAUUUGCAAGUUGUAUCGAUUUCGCUAUUAUAUAUACAACGUUUCUCUUCUUCUUCAAACUCACAAAUGCAUGAUCUCUUUCAUAUUCACAAACACUUUCUAUAUUCUCCUGCAUUAUAUUCAUUUUUGCUAUAUAAACUCUCCCUACAAUUUUGCUUCCAAACUUUUCUUUAAUUAUCAAUAAAAUAAUUUUUUCCUUCCUCUUCUAAUAUCUUCCUCCAAUAAUAAUAUUGAAGUGCAACAAAGAUGGAUGUAUAAUCGUAUGGAUCCAUAUCUGCCAAAAGUAUAUGUAGAAUAUGAAGUUGGGUUAGAGCAAUUCAUGAAUUUUGCAAGUCAGCGUUUAGAUGAGGAGGGAAGAAUGUGGUUUCCAUGCUCGAUUUGUAACAAUGGAGAGUUUUUUUGCCCGAACUUUGUGCACAUGAAUUUAUAUAACAGAGGAUUUCAACCAAGCUACUAUGUUUGGACAUGUCAUGGAGAAAUGCUGCAACCUCAAUACCAAUAUGAAGCCGGCAAUGAAAAUAUUGAUUACAAUUCAUAUCAAACCAAUGAGGCGGAAUGGAAUUCUAAAACAUACAUGGGAGAAUUUGUCUCUACAGGAGACAUGUUUAUGCCACAAACAAGUGGUGGGCAUGGUACCGGAAGUGGUGAACAUUCUGGUGAACAUUUUUUUACCUGAUAAUGCUUGGGAAUUCCCUAACGUGGACUCUGCAAGUUUUUUUAACCGUUUAAACAUGGCAAGUGAACCUUUUUAUGAUAAUUGCGUUGAAAGAUUGUCAAAAUUUUUGUUAGCUGCUGAUGUGAUGCACAUUAAGACGAACCACAAUCUAGCUGAAACUUGUGUUGAUGAUGUGUCACACUUGAUUCACAAGAUUUUACCUAAAGGUAAUGUUGCUUCUCAAAGCUAUUAUGAAACAGAGAAGCUGAUGUGUACAUUGAGUAUGCCUUACCAUAGGAUUGAUAUAUGCCAAAAUAAUUGCAUGAUUUAUUGGGGUGACCCUGAUGAAAAUCUAAUCGUAUGCAAAUUUUGUGAGCAUCUAAGGUACAAACCACAGAAGACAUCUAGAAAGGAUUCCUCUACGAGAAAACGUAUUCCAUACAAGAGGAUGUUUUAUCUGCCAUUAGCCGACAGAUUAAAAAGACUGUAUUUAUCCGAGAGAAUAGCAACACAUAUGCGUUGGCAUGCAGAACACACGUCUCAGGAUGGUAAGAUGGAACAUCCUUCAGAUGAUAAGGCGUGUAAACAUUUCCAAGAGCUUUAUCCUGAGUUUGCUUCUAACAGUAGGAAUAUUUACCUAGGACUUUGUACAGAUGGGUUUAACCCAUUUGGAUCAUCGGGUGGUAAUUAUUCGCUGUGGCCUAUUAUUCUAACUCCAUAUAAUCUCCCGCCAGAUAUGUGCAUGAAAAGAGAAUAUCUAUAUCUUAGUAUUUUAGUCCCAGGGCGAAACCAUCCAAAACGAAGUUUGGAUAUAUUCUUACGACCGUUGAUUGAAGAAUUGUAGGAACUAAUGGCAUUUGGUGUUGAAGCAUUUGAUGUUUCUGUAAAGCAGAAUUUCAAUCUCAAAGCAGUGUUAAUGUGGACAAGUGAUUUUCCGGCAUUGGGGAUGUUAUCUGGAUGGACAACCCAUGGAAGAUUAUCGUGUCCGUAUUAUAUGGAGGACACAUAUGCAUUUCAGUUAAAGCAUGGUCGCAAAUCAAGUUGGUUUGACUGUCAUCGGAGGUUUUUGCCAGGAGAUCAUGGGUUCCGUCAAAAUAGAAGAUCUUUCUGAAAGAACAAAGUUGUCAUGAAAUCAGCACCAUAUCAUCGUUCGGGAGAAGAAAUCUUUGUUGAUCAGUUGGAGGACAUCUAUGGAUUGAAGAAAUCAGUUGAAUGUGGAGGCAACAGUCAUGUAAACUCUGAGAUUGAGGGAUAUGGCGAAACACAUCAUUGGCAUAAGCAUAGUAUUUUUUGGGAGCUGCCAUAUUGGAGGACACACCUUCUUCGGCAUUGCCUUGAUGUUAUGCAUAUCGAGAAGAAUUUUUUUGAUAAUCUAAUUAACACUUUGCUAAAUGUGUCAGGGAAGACAAAAGAUUCUAUAAAUUCACAGAAAUAUCUAGUUCUGUAUUGUGAUUGCAAACCGUUACAUCUCACGGAUUUUUGGAAGGCUCCAAUUCCUAUAUUCAGGUUGUCCGCAAGCGCAAAGCAUGCAUUUUUGAAAUGGUUGAAGGAUGUUGUCAAGUUUCUUGAUGGAUAUGUAUCUAACAUAGGACGAUGCAUACACAUUGACCAAGGGUGUAAAAAUGGUUUGAAAAGUCACGACUGCCACGUGAUUAUGCAACGGUUAUUUCCCUUUGUUUUCUGUGAACUUCUUCCUUCUGAAGUCCAUGAAGCAAUCUCAGAUGUAGGUAUUUUCUUCCGCGAUCUUUGUUCAAGAAGUUUGAAUACCUGUGACAUGUAUCGUCUGGAAAAAAAUAUCGCCCAGACUCUGUGCAAUCUCGAGAAGAUAUUUCCACCUUCAGUUUUUGAUGUUAUGGAACAUUUGACUGUUCACUUCUCUCAGAAGCUGAGCUAGGGGGACCGGUGCAGUUUCGAUGGAUGUAUCCGUUUGAGCGAUUUAUGUUUCACCUCAAGAAGAAAGCAAACAACAAAGCAAGUGUUGAAGGGUCAAUUGUGGAGCAAUUUAUAAAUGAAGAAAUCACAAAUUUCAGCUUUCACCACUUUGAUUCUAUUGGAAAUACUGUUUUAAACAGUACACGGAAACGACAUGCUAGUGGAUUUUUUCAGGAAUAUACGUACUCAUACGAUGUGCCAGCAUUAUUCAAACAUGUUGGUGGUGCAAGUGGUGGUUCUUAUUACGAGUGGUUAACUGAUGAUGAUAACCACAUCGCUCAUACUUAUAUUAUACUCAAUUGUGAAGAGCUGCAACAAUGGUCAACAAUGCACAAAUGACCAUUGAAGCACUGCUAGCACAAGAAGCAAGGAUAUUAAUGCCAGUUCUUCAUCCAAAGAGGGAAAACGGAGCUAUGUGUUGCAGGUUUGAUCUUUCACACUAUCUCAACCGAGUAUUUGUUUUGGUCGUUGCAAGUUUGGUCUUGAUAACCCUCCACGGCGAGCAAUCAUUGCUUCAAUCCGCAUGCACUUUGAUGGACCAUGAUAUAACAUAAGUUCUGUUCCAAAUGAUGCCAUCAUGCAAUGGUAGGGUGAUUUCAUACAAAGUUUUUACUGGGAUGAUGCAUAUGGCAGAGAAGUGUAUCAUAUGUGGUACCAUUUUCUUGCUGGCCGCCUUAGAGACAUGAUCUCAAAGGCCAAAGUUUCUGGCAAUAAGCCAGAAUGGAUUAGUGGGGAGAUAUGAGAGCUAAUGGUAGAGUAUUGGGGUACUGACGCAGCUCAGAAGAGGAGCAAGAUAGCUUCUGAUAAUCGUUUAUCUUGUCGUGAUGGGUUUGGUCCACAUGCUCACACUUCUGGUUCACGUUCGUACGACCAGCUCUGAGAGUUAAUUCGACGCAAAGAAGGGAUUGAGCCUUCCAUGCUUCGAAUUCUCAGAGAGACCCACCGCAAAGCUGAUGGCACAUAUGUUGAUGAUAAGGCGAGGUCGAUCGAAGAAGAGAUUCAGAGAGAGAUUGAAGCAAUAUCUCAAACCGCAGAUGGCGCCCCACAAGGAGGUUCAGAGAACACAUGUCUGAGUCGACUUGAUGAGGAUGAGCUGUUCUACAAGGUGGUACCUGCUCAGAAUGGGAGGAUCUUCGGUCUCGGGGGACAAAACUACAUACGUGAGCGUGGAGAAAGCUCAACUGGUGCCGUUACAAGAAUCUCUCUUGAACGCCAAGUGAUAAAUCUUCAAGAGCAGUUGGCAGGGGUGGUUGAAUUUAUGAGGCAAUAUAUGCCAGAAGGUUCCGCAAACACUUUCCUCUCGACUGAGCCAACUUCUGCAACAGGUGCGUCGGUGACCAGCCCAACGCAAGGCAACAACAUAGAGAACCGAGAUGCAAACCCUGAAGCUCCGACUGACCCUCCAGAAGCUGCUAAUGACGUCCAUCACAGUCAUCCCACUAAUCUGGCUGAUGAGUCUCAUGACACAGAAGACAAUGACGAUGAGGAGCUUGUCGGCGGUGCCCUCUUCUGAUCAACUUGUUCUCACACCUUCCUGUAACCCCUCUACCAUAUAAGACUCUGUUUUUUGUGCUACUGCAAGUUUAACAACUCUGUCUUUUCUCUGUUUGAAUGUUUAAAUUUAUGUCUUUUGUCUAAAUGUUUAAAACUAAGUUUGUAAUCUCUGUCUUUAAUCAGAGCCUUCUGUCUUAA